CUCCGCCCCUUGUGGCUGCCAACACCAUUAUCCCAAUCCCCCUCCCCGCUCCCCCCAUGCCUCCUGAGCAUCAACAGGAAAGGCUGACCCUAGAGAUAAACAUGUGCUGUUGGAAUGUGUUCAGAUAUCACUGCGGAACUAUUUCUCUCCAGGCAGAGGACCUUUCCUGGCAGGCAGGCCCAGAGGUGCUGGAGAACUGUCUUCACCCUGACCAGACAUCAGCCUGGGGGUCCAGUUGAAGUCUCAGCCUUGAGAUCCUGAGGGGAACCAGUGUCAAAGGCUCCCAGCCUCGCCCCAAGUACCGCGAGAUCCGGCGGCGCGGCUACCAUGGCGGCGGCGUUUGAAGAACCGGCUGCCUUAGCGACCAUGGAGACCGCUGUGUCAGCGGAGCGUGCGGCCGCGCAGUUCUCGGCCCCGGAGCCAGUCCCCCGGCCGGUGCGGAGCCUGCGGACGGCUCACGACAUCAGCGGCCCGCGGACCCGCACUGGGGAUGUGCUGCUGGCGGAGCCGGCAGACUUCGAGUCGCUGCUGCUGUCGCGCCCGGUGCUGGAGGGCCUGCGGGCGGUUGGCUUCGAGCGGCCGUCGCCGGUGCAGCUGAAGGCCAUCCCUCUCGGGCGAUGUGGACUCGAUUUAAUUGUUCAGGCUAAGUCUGGAACUGGGAAAACCUGUGUCUUCUCCACCAUUGCUUUGGACUCUCUUGUUCUUGAGAACCUAAGUACCCAGAUUUUGAUCUUGGCUCCCACAAGAGAAAUUGCUGUACAAAUACAUUCUGUUAUCACAGCCAUUGGAAUAAAAAUGGAAGGGUUAGAGUGUCAUGUGUUUAUUGGAGGGACUCCAUUAUCACAAGACAAAACCAGACUUAAAAAGUGUCAUAUUGCUGUUGGUUCUCCUGGCAGAAUUAAACAACUGAUAGAACUGGACUACUUGAAUACAGGUAGUAUACGUCUCUUUAUUCUUGAUGAAGCAGAUAAGCUUUUAGAAGAAGGCAGCUUCCAGGAACAAAUAAAUUGGAUUUAUUCUUCCUUGCCUGCAAGUAAACAGAUGUUGGCAGUGUCAGCUACUUACCCUGAAUUUUUGGCUAAUGCUUUGACAAAGUACAUGAGGGAGCCCACUUUUGUAAGACUAAAUUCCAGUGAUCCAAGUCUAGUAGGUUUGAAGCAGUAUUAUAAGAUUGUCAAUUCAUACCCUUUGGCCCAUAAGAUUUUUGAGGAAAAGACUCAACAUUUACAGGAACUUUUCAGCAAAAUUCCAUUUAAUCAAGCCUUAGUCUUUUCUAACUUACACAGCAGAGCACAACACUUGGCUGAUAUCCUUUCUUCUAAAGGCUUUCCUGCCGAGUGCAUUUCAGGCAACAUGAAUCAGAAUCAGCGUCUUGAUGCUAUGGCUAAACUGAAGCAGUUUCAUUGCAGAGUCCUCAUUUCCACAGAUUUGACUUCCCGUGGAAUUGAUGCUGAGAAGGUGAACCUAGUUGUAAACCUGGAUGUACCAUUGGAUUGGGAGACAUAUAUGCAUCGGAUUGGCAGAGCUGGCCGUUUCGGUACUUUGGGACUGACAGUGACCUACUGCUGCAGGGGAGAAGAAGAAAAUAUGAUGAUGAAAAUUGCCCAGAAAUGUAAUAUCAAUCUUCUGCCUUUACCAGAUCCUAUUCCUCCUGGUCUGAUGGAAGAAUGUUUGGAUUGGGAUGUGGAGGUUGAAGCUGCCGUGCAUACAUAUGGUUUAGCAAGUGUACCUACCCAGCCUCUAAAAAAGCACAUUCAAAAAAUAGAGAGAACCUUUCAAACUCAGAAAGAUCAUGGUAAACACAUGGCUUCAUCUAGAAAUACUUCUUUAUCUGCGGUAUCAGUGAAAUCAAAAAAUAAUGCCAAAAAAAAGCUUCCUGUGAAAAGCCAUUCAGAGUGUGGAAUCGUAGAAAAAGCCAUGUCACCAAAAGAACUGGGCUGUGCAGUACAGUUGGAAGAACAAAUGAAGAAUUCUGUUCAGACCUCUGUUGAAAACCCUACUAACAUUCAGCACCAAGUCAAAGAAGCUUCUGUGUCACUCCCCAAAAUUCCUUGUCUGUCUUCCUUUAAAACCCAUUUGCCAUGCAUUUUGACUUUUGCAGAAUUGGUGGAGGAUUAUGAACAUUAUAUUAAAGAGGGUUUAGAGAAACCUGUGGAAAUCAUCAGACACUACACAGGUCCGGGGGAUCAGUCUGUGAAUCCUCAAAAUGGUUUUGUGAAAAAUAGAAUUACUGAAGAGAGAGUGCAGAUAUUGGCAAGUAGCAGCCAAUCUGGAGACUCUGAGAGUGACAGUGAUUCUUACACCUCAAGGACUUCUUCCCAGAGCAAAGGACAUAAGUCAUACUUGGAAGUUGCUUCUGAUACUCAGCUGAAAGACUUGGAAUCUAUUCCUAUGGAUGGCCAUCUCUCUUUGGAACAGCCUCUGAAUGGAAAUGACACCCCUAGCCUGGUAGAGUAUCAAGAAUCAGCUGAAAUCCAAGUAAAGUCAAGGCAUAAGGAGGGAGCUAACCAUAACCAGAGAGCUAAGCAGAGCCGAAGAAACCUUCCUAGGCGAUCUUCCUAUCGAUUGCAGACAGAACCCCAGGAAGAUGGUUGGUAUGACUGCCAUAGGGAAGCACAUCCAGGUUUUUCUGAUACGUAUCAGGACUAUGAGGAGUACUGGAGAGCUUACUACAGGGCAUGGCAGGAAUACUAUGCUGCUGCUUCUCAGUCGUAUUAUUGGAAUGCUCAGAGGCAUCCAAGUUGGAUGGCAGCCUAUCAGAUGAAUACUGUUUAUCUACAAGAAAUGAUGCGUGGCAACCAGUGACGACAGUAGGCUGUCCCUCACACCAUCUGGGCAUAUCAAGUGAUUACCAUCCUCCUUGACCUAUAGUGGAGUGGCAUAUAGUGGCAUUUUUUGAGGAAUUGGAGAAGUCUUGAGGCUUUCUGCUGGGACAUAGAUUGUUUUGAACUAAAUCAACCUGAUGUAGGUCAAGUGUAUUAUCUUUUUAAAGAAAUUCCCUGGAUUAGAUUCUUGAAAGAAAAUUUGGGGGACGUAAAGCUAAAGGUCCCAGGGUGCCAUUUUCUAUAAGCUGUUCGCAAAAGAAACACUGAAAAAGACUUAUACCACUGCUUACUUUAAAAGAAAUAAAAACCUUGAGAUUUGAAAGGUAA
Molecule: messenger RNA, 3152 nt
Organism: Odocoileus virginianus texanus
Lineage: Eukaryota; Metazoa; Chordata; Mammalia; Artiodactyla; Cervidae
Source: RefSeq, a predicted model, not a curated record